This is a messenger RNA of Oryctolagus cuniculus (rabbit), 9142 nucleotides long. NCBI's taxonomy places the organism in Eukaryota, Metazoa, Chordata, Mammalia, Lagomorpha, Leporidae. The record is from RefSeq and is a predicted model, not a curated record.
CUUCUCCAACACCCUCCCCCCUCCUCUCUCUAAAAUAAACACAAACUGAUUCAUAGCACCUUUGCUGACACAGAAUAAAUUAACUUUCCAAUCAAACAGCCUAAGGACAAGCGUCGUCAGGAACUCUAUUAGUCCUUUAAAUCAGAGGCCUAGUUUCAUUGGUGCUAGUUAUUUUUCCCCCUCUCCUAAACCGUCAGGCAAGGGAGAAGUAGGAGUUUAAAAUUCUGGCUAGGGGCCGGCGCUGUGGCCUGGCUGGUUGAGCUGCUGCCUGCAGUGCUGGCACCCAUAUGUGCACCAGUUCAAGUCAUAUCACUUGGCAGGGGAGGGGUAGUGGGGGUUCUUUUAAGGGUACUUUAAGAAGCUCCUGGAAAGUGGAAUUAAAAGAUAAAUUUGUUUUGGUGCAAAAAAUAUUGAAAUCCAUACAUAUGAUGGGGUCUUCAAAAAGUCCUUAGAAAAUGUGUAUUAUGAAAAACCUUUGCAUUGAUUUCAAUGGUUUUUGCACUAAAAUAAGUCAUUUUUUCCAUUCUUCCAUGAACUUUUUGAAGUACCUUCAAAUACAGGAAUGGACAAAUAAAACCUUUGUCCAUUUCAGCCAAAUGUGCCUACUAAGAAAUUCUUAAAUGGUGACCAGCUGCCUUAGUUUUUUUUUGUUUGUUUGUUUGUUUUGUGUAAGAUUUUAUUUAUUUGAGAUGCAGAGUUAGAGAGAGAAACAAAGUCUUCUGUCUGCUGGUUGAUUCCCUGUGGCUGGAGCUGGACCAAUCUGAAGUCAGGAGCCAGGAGCUUCUUCUGGGUCUCCUGUGUGGGUGCAGGGGCCCAAGCACUUGGGCCAUCUUCCACUGCUUUCCCAGGCCAUAAGCAGAGAGCUGGAUUGGAAGAGGAGCAGCCGGGACUCGAACUGGUGCUUGUGGGAUGCCAGUGGCACAGGUGGAGGCUUAGCCUGCUCCCACACAGCGCCAGUCCCUUGCUGACUUAGGUCUAAGCACGUGUUACAGUUCGUCCUUUCUCUGGAGCCUUCAGUGAGACUGGUUACUUCAUACCGGAGGGGCUUCCUACUACAUUGAUACUUUCCAGAUACUGUAUUAAAAUGAUAAAUUUGCAAGUCUCAGAACACAGCUGCAGGUUGAUGUCUGAAAAGAGAAAUGUCUGGCACUCUUGCCGCCUAGGCGGGUCUUGGACGUGCAGGAGGAAUGCUCACAGCAGCCUGGGGGGCCAAUGCAAACCCCCUUUCUACCAUUUUGCAGGUAAGGACUGGCAGUGAUUUGCUCGCUCCCAGGGCUGAGCCUCCACCUUGGAGCUUUUCUAAUCUAACCCUAACGCUCUUCCUUACCAUGGCUGCUGGAGCUGGCAUUGCAGGUAGGGUUGUGCACUGAAAGAUCUCAAGGUAAAAAAAGAAAAUGUUAAAAUGAAAACUUCAUUAGAAUUAAAAGCUUUGGAUAAAAUGUACUGUGUGUGCAAAGCAUUGCCAGAUGUGUGUAUUCCCAGCUGUGUUUUCAUCUGCAGAGGAGAGAGAAGGAGACUUGUUUAACUUGGGAUAGAGUCGAUGAUGAACUUGUUUGGUCUCUACCUUGGGCCUUGCUGUCGUCAGUAGCCCUUCUCUUGCACUUUCUGUGAUCCCUGCCUCCAGAUGGUCUCCCCACAGCCCAGGCCCUGCAGCAGAGAAUUUUCACAUAAAGUUAGACGCUUGGUUCUCUGUCUCCACAGGUUCCACACCUGGGGAUUCAACCAACUGUGGAUAGAAUAUAUAUAUAUACACACACACACAUACACACACACCAUCACACACACACAUAUAUAAAGAUUUAUUUAUUUAUUUAAAGAGGCAGAGGUUGAAAGAGAGAGAGGUCUUCCAUCCACCUGUUCAGUCCCCAGAUGGCUGUGACAGCCAGAGCCGGGCUGAUCUGAUGCCAGAAGCUUCUUCUGAUUCUUCCACACGGGUGCAAGGGCCCAAGGACUUGGACCAUCUUCUACUGCCUUCUGAGGCCAUAGUAAGGAGCUGGGUUGGAAGUGGAGCAGCCGGGACUCCAACAGGCGCCCAUAUGGGAUGCCACAUGCAGGGGGCGGCUUUACCUGCUACGCCACAGUGCCGGCCCAAAACUAUAUUUUUAAAAAAUUGCUUCUGUACUGAAUAGAGAUGGUGUUUGCAUUAUUUCCUAAAUCAUACAUUAUAGCAAUUUAAGUAGCACUGCCAUUGUAUUGGAUAAAUAAUCUAGAAGUGAUUCAGAGUUUAGGGGAGGAUGUGCAUUGGUUGUGUGCAAAUGCCGCACCAUUUUAUGCAAGAGACUGGAACAAUCCCAGUGCCAAGGGAUGCCCGUGACUCCAACCGGAGACAGGGUGAGCUACCUGCUGGUAGCUUGUGAGCCGAUGCCAGAGGAGCUGCUUCUGGAAGGCCUCACCAUUGUGGGCUGAGGGGCUUCCCUCGUUGACUCACGGGAAUGUGAGGAUGUUAAGGCUGAUGGUGGCUAACACCAGGUGCAUCCACAGUGUUUCUUUCAUUAAAACAACAUGUGUACUUUGUUAUAGGGGUGAGGGGGUUAUAAUCCUAAAAGAGCCAACAAAAAUGUUGUUUUUGGUAUUAACUGUGUAUUGGCAACUUGAGAAAGAAAAGAGGAGGUGAAGAUUGAAAAUGAUACAAAUGAGAGUUUUCAGUGCAAGGCCCACUUAAGAAGAUUUGUGACAGGGCAGAUUUAGGAGUCAUUUCCUGGUUAGGCCGGGCUGGGGCCACGGAUUAAGUCAAAGAGGAUGUGCAGAGAGUUUAUCUGGAGCAGCGAGGUGACUUUGGCAGCUAAUAGCCAGCUCGUGUUUCCUACUAAAGCUUGUGUCUGUGUGGGCGCAACAGUGCAGGUGUGCAGUCUUGCAGGUAAGUGAUCUCGCCAAAUAAUCCUCGGGUACCAGCCGAGAAUCCUGCGAUGGUCUGGCUUGUCUGGCUAAUUUUAAUAGCUGAAGGUAGAAUUCUGGGUAAUCUACUACAAGCGGUUUAGUUUCUUGGUAAUCCAGGCUGUCUGGAGAAUUUUAUUAUUUUAGAAGAGCAGGCUUUAUUUGGGAAGCUGUUUCCUGAGUACGGAAUAAAGAGUUGUCAUGGAGAUCGAGUAAAAUGGAGAAUUCAUCCUUGUCCACAACAUUUGGACCCAGAGGAAGCUGCUCUUAUGGGUAUGGGUCAUUUCUUGUCGUCAAAACUUCAAGUACUUUGUCAGGGUUUGUCUGGUAAAAAGCUUUAUCUUGAAAAGCAAGCAUCCUAGGGGUAGGGGGUAGGGUCAUUCAAUAAUCAGUGUAUUUUUAAAAGCCAAUGGGAGUGCUGAUUUUUAAAGUAACGUUUAGGACCAGUUCUUCAGAGUCAGGUACCCUAGUGCAGCUUCUGAGUCAAUGCCAAGAACUGGCCGUCCCUCCCGAGUCACUUAAUCGGCCUCAGCUCACGUGUGGUUGGCUGAUGCCUCGCUUGCAGGCUCAGUCCAGAAUUCUUGUUCUCUGGACAGCAGACACGGCUCCAUCCUAGUUGACAAAGACGGUCCAGAGACCCUGAGAGGGAGGGAAGGGGAGACCUUGACCUUGUACUGGCUAGUUCUCCAGAAUACCUCAUUGACUGUCAGGUUUGCUCUCUUCGGAAUGAAGGUGUUGCAUCUGGUUACCUUUAAGAUCCCCCUCAGCCCCUGAUUUUACAGCUGGGUGGAGAAGGAGGUUAAAGUCGGUGAACCAGGGUAGGGAGAAGAGGAGGGGCCAAGCUGCCUCCUGGCUCAGGUUUCCGGUCCCAGCUGCUUCCAAGUCCCUGGGAGAGGGCCCAAGCUUUUCCUUCCAUUUCUGGGCCUCCUGUUUCUCUACCCCUUUCCAACAAGAACUGAACAUCGGGAGGCCUUGCUAUGGCCAAGCACCUGGGCAGGUGAGGCCACGCCGUGCACAAGACAAAGCCUCUGCUCCCCAGGCGUGACACACACAGGCCAGCGGGCGAGUUUAUGAAUGAGAGAAUUGGGAAGCAGAGGGGCUGCGAGGACAUUAAUUCACAGCUGUUUUCGUAGCCUCCUGGAGGGAGGGAAGACCGUUUUCUUUCGAUGAGUUGUGUCUUAGUGUGGGCUGCCAUAACAAAAUGCCAUGGCCAAGUGGCUUGAACUGCAGACUGACUUUAGCACAGCCCUGGCGGCUGGAAGUCUGGAGUCUGAGUUCUACUGAAGGCUUCCCGGCUUGCAGAUGGCUGCUUUCAGGGUGGGGGGUGUGUCCUGGGGGCGCUAAUGCCAUCAUGAGGGCCCUGCUCAUGAACUCACCUAAACCUAAUCAUCUUCACCGUGUGACUUGGGGGUCGGCAAUAUAGUCCGUGGUAAAUUUGCCACAGAAAACUGAAGAUGUCCAGGUGUGCACGGUUUUUAAGAGUUCGCCUAUGUUAUGGGGAUUGAAAAUGACGGUUUCCACCUCUGUAAGUGAGAAGCUUUGGGUCAGGAUGAGCUGUUUGGAAUAUGUGAAUGAGUGAGUUAUCCGGCUGCCCCAAGCUUGGCUGUAAAUGGGUCAGAAGCUGUUUAGUCUGAGCAGCCUCAUCCAGGAUGUGUGACGUGUGAGAUGCGCUAGAGUAACAGAAUUUUAGGAGAUUGCCUGGCGCCAGCCCCGUCUGCUGCUCUGAUUUGCCUGGUGGGCUGUCCAUCUCCCUGUCCGAUUCCCCACCCUCCCCUCCCUAAGGAAGACAAGUCGUUAUUUGCCACUCUUGCGCUCAGUGAUGCAACUGAGGCUUAGAAAGCAGAACACAGGAAAAGGUAUGGUUUCACCUGACUCAGUUGGGAUGGGGCAGGGCAGAUGGUGGGGCAGCAAGGCAAAAGCACAGUGCUACCAAGUCUACCAAAGAUCCAGAGAACUGGAACGUGGCAUUGAGCCUGGGAGGGAGUGUAUGGGAGAGUUGUGGAGCAUUCCAUACCAGCAUUCUUGCUUCCACUUAAUUCUGAUCUCUCUUUCUUUUAGACAGAAUCUACGUAGUUUCUAGAGAAUGCUUCUCAGCUCGUUCAGGUUCAGUACUCCAGACUUUAGCAACUAACUGGAAGUGCUGCUUUUAAAAGACAUUGGCAUUCGUUCUUUAUUAUCCUGGUAUAACAAAUGGUGUUGGUACCUCACCCAUACAUAUCUUGUCCUCACCAACUUCCACCUGCCGAAGCGUGCACUUGCUAUCUGACCGUGUCCAUAGCAGUGCCAGGAGUAAUGCUGUCUGGGAGGAGCCCCCGACCAAUGACUGGCAACGUUGGUAGGCAACCAGCCCUUGCCCUUGACCCUUGUCCCUCCAUGGGAUUGAGCUCCACUUGCCCAGGUGGUCCCCCGGUUGAUGACACACCUUCUCCUGGCUACCCCCCUUUCCUGCCGCAACACCCCAUGCCCCACUGCUGUUUCCUGGGAUUCCUUCCCAAAUAAGCAGCCUGCACUAGAAUCUUGGCUGUGUGUCUGCUGCUGGAAGAACCUUGACUGAGAACCUUGACAUAAUUUUUUGGUAAUGAUAAAAAGCACAAAUGAAAGAAGCAUAGUUGAUAAGACAUCGUCUACUUUAGGUGUAAAUAUGGAACAUCACUACCCCAAUGAAAGAAUGAACUAGCACCUGUCUGAAUCUGUGAAGAUCCAACAGGGAAUGCAGGGGCGGACAUAGCUUGAUUGUGGGAUGUGUUAGAGAAUCCCCUAAAUGCUACAAGCAGUGCUGCGCAUCAUGACAUAAUUUUAUGGCUUGGGAGCAGUUUGGUAAGGUUUAAAGCAGAACAAAAUAAAUGUAUUUCUCGAUGCUGGUAGCAAACCAAGUUCAAUGUACAUUAACACUGAAAAAAUGUUGUGUUUAUACACAAUGAAAAGUUGGAUUCUAGGUUCAGACAAUUGUAGCUGCUUUUUUUCCCCUGAGGGGGUCAUUUGAAAGUUAUACAGGGCGUGAUUCCUCAUUGUGUAGGACAACUUCUGGAAGACUUCCUUACACAGCAGUGGGCUGAAAUGUAGGAGUGAUGGCUGGAGCUUCAGCCACCAUCUUGGAGAAAGUGGGUGAAAACAAUAUGACUCCGCUGGGUGGUGAAGCUGUGAGCUAGAAGAAGUCUAUUCCCUGAUGACUUCCUGGAACAGGGCUACCCUUCCAGCCCUGGGUCGCCUCUGCCUUUGAACUUUUACAUGAGCCAGAUACAAGGGGAUCCAAAAAGUUCAGGGAAAUGGAAUUAAAACAUAAGUUUGUGUGACUGCAACACAAUUUUCAAAGGCCCUUCCUAGUUUUCUCACAGUAUACACCCUGCAUGGCCGUUGUGCAGUUAGUUCACUUGUGCAGCAUUACUUGUCACUUGUUUAAAAGCUAGGCGGCGGGGUGGGUGGUUUUACAAAGCUAGUGCUGGUGAGUUGAGAUUUGCCACUGCCACAGUGUUUCAAAGCCAGCAGGGUUUGAUUUGCUGUCCAUCCCAGGGCACAGCUUGGUGCUCGGCUUGCUCAGCCGCGUGCUGAGAGCUGCGUGGCCGGUGUGGCUGCGUGUGCUGCGUGCUGUGUGUGACGCCUCUGCUUUCCAGAGCUGAAUUCCUUUCGGAGCCCAGGCAAGGGAGGAUGAUACAGUCAGACAGAGGAGCAGCUCCGCCGGACAAGGACAGGAAGCUUUCUUCAGCAGCCAAGUCGGAAAAUGGCCUCUCCCACAUCCUGAGGCUGGUGCUGCGAGAGCUGAGUCUGUUCUACAGCCGCGACGUGAACGGAGUGUGUCUCUUGUAUGAUCUCCUGCACUCCCCAUGGCUGCAGGCUCUGCUGAAGGUGUAUGACUGCCUCCAGGAGUUCCAAGAGAAGAAAUUGGCUCCCGCCACGCACCACGCACAGGCAUUGUCCCGCGAGGUGCUGGAGCUAUUACGGGAAGCCCCGAACUCCCCUGAGAACCAAGAGCUGAGACGGAUCCUCCAGGCUCCACACUCCAAGGCCUUGCUCAGCGCCCAUGACACGGUAGCUCAGAAAGAUUUUGAGCCCCUUCUCCCCCCACUGCCUGACAACAUCCCUGAGAGUGAGGAAGCAAUGAGGAUCGUUUGUUUGGUGAAAAACCAACAGCCCCUGGGAGCUACCAUCAAGCGCCACGAGCUGACAGGGGACAUCCUGGUGGCCAGGGUCAUCCACGGCGGGCUGGUGGAGAGGAGUGGACUGCUCUAUGCUGGAGACAAACUGGUGGAAGUGAAUGGAAUUUCAGUUGAGGGACUGGACCCUGAACAAGUGAUCCACAUUCUGGCCAUGUCUCGCGGGACAAUCAUGUUCAAGGUGGUCCCUGUUUCCGACCCUCCUGUGAACAGCCAGAAGAUGGUGUACGUUCGUGCCAUGACCGAUUACUGGCCCCAGGAGGAUCCCGCCAUCCCCUGCAUGGACGCUGGAUUGCCUUUCCGGAAAGGAGACAUCCUCCAGAUCGUGGACCAGAAUGAUGCCCUCUGGUGGCAGGCCCGGAAAAUUACAGACCUUGCCACCUGUGCGGGGCUGAUUCCUUCUAAGCCUCUUCUAAAGAGGAAGCAGCGGGAAUUCUGGUGGUCUCAGCCGUACCAGCCUCACACCUGUUCCAAGUCAACCAUCUUGAUUUCUAUGGAAGAAGAAGAUGACAUGAAGAUUGACGAGAAGUGUGUGGAAGCAGAUGAAGAAACAUUUGAAUCUGAGGAACUUUCAGAAGACAAGGAGGAGUUUGUUGGCUAUGGUGAGAAGUUUUUUAUCGCUGGCUUCCGCCGAAGCAUGCGCCUUUGUCGCAGGAAGUCUCACCUCAGCCAGCUGCGUGCCACUGUGUGCUGUACUGGUGGCUGCUACAGUGCAGUGGGCGCCCCUUACGAGGAGGUGGUGCGGUACCAGCGACGCCCUGCAGAUAAGCACCGCCUCAUAGUGCUCGUGGGGCCUUCUGGUGUUGGGGUAAAUGAACUGAGAAGACAACUUAUUGAAUUUAACCCCGGCCAUUUUCAAAGUGCCGUGCCACAUACUACUCGUUCCAAAAAGAGUUAUGAAAUAAACGGGCGUGAGUACCACUAUGUGUCAAGGGAAACCUUUGAGAGCCUCAUUUACAGUCACAGGAUGCUGGAGUAUGGUGAGUACAAAGGCCACCUGUACGGCACCAGUGUGGAUGCUGUUCAAGCAGUCCUUGACGAAGGGAAGGUCUGUGUCAUGGACUUGGAACCUCAGGAUAUUCAAAUGGCUCGAACUCAAGAUCUGAAGCCGUAUGUCAUAUUUAUAAAGCCAUCUAAUAUGAACUGUAUGAAACAGUCUCGGAAAAAUGCCAAAAUUAUUACCGAUUACUUUGUGGACAUGAAAUUCAAGGAUGAAGACCUACAAGAGAUGGAGGAUUUGGCCCAAAAAAUGGAGGCUCAGUUUGGCCAGUUUUUUGAUUACGUGAUUGUGAAUGACAACUUGCAAGAUGCGUGUGCCCGGUUGUUAUCUGUUGUACAGAAGGCUCAGGAGGAGCCUCAGUGGGUCCCCGCCACGUGGAUUUCCUCCGACACUGAGUCUUCAUGAGGUCCCCUGCUUCGGGCUGGAGUUUUAGCGCUGCAGCCUUGUCGGGGAGACCUGGAAUAACGGCUGCUGUCUUAACAGCAGUACUGACCCAUGUUAGUGUGUGCAACUGGAUAAGUGCUGCAGUUCAUUAACAGUAUCGCAACAGUAUGGCUCUGUAUUAUAUUGCAAGGCUGUGCAGAGUGACACAUUUGGCAUUUAGGGAAACCUUUCUCUUUUCCUUCCCCUUCGAUGCGGUUGUGGUGGGCAUAUCAAUAACGUCACCAAGAAUGAGCGCUUCUUAGGGACUUCAGGUCUUUCCCAGAUUCAGUUAAAAGGAGCUUUCCUAAAUAAAAUGAGCAGUAUUUAAUUUCGGAAAUGCACUUUAUGAAACUUCUGUUUUGUGAAUGCCUUUUACACAAAGUAUCUACUUGGCUAACUCAGCAAGAAAGGUUAAUGUACACAUUUCAUGGGUAACAUCAACACCUCGAGAUACUGAGAUACCGCAAGCCUCCUGCAUAGUCCCUAGAAGAAAGCCACGAGACGAGGAUGCUAUGCUAGGGUCUUUUUCUUUCUUCCCCUGUAUCUGGGACCCCCCAGUAGCUCUCCCGGCCCCUUAUCAGUUCAUCUUCUGCAUCACUCUCUCACCCUACCCAUUCCAGCCCUCCCAUCGCUUUCUAUAAAGCAGAGUGUAUGACUCAUUUUUUUAAACUUAAAAAUAAGUUCCCUUUCUAAA